GACUAAGAGACCAAGACUAUAUCGUUCAUUUACAGAUUCUAUACCUGCUGUAUACACAUUGUUCAAUCUCUAUACUGCAUACUGCUCACACUUCGUUCCUCACGUCAUUCGUCCGGUCUGCCAAGCCUAAACAAACGUGCGGCUUCGAAUUGCUUCCCCUCCGAAGAGUUCCAGUUGUGUUGUUCAACGAGAGACUUGAAAAACAAAAAAAGGACCUUACACUCAUUUAAAACUUUGCUAUAACCUCCGAAUUCGGAUCCACCAGUCUGCCAGUUAACGUCGCUCUCUCCUGACAGACGCUGGUGUGUGUUAAGCGCCGUCUCUUCUCCGUCCCCGCGCCGCUCAUAUCGCCAUCGCCAUCGCACGUCCAUCAUCCGUAUCGUCCUGUAUCGGAAGGACUGACGGUAUCGUUUCACGUCCGCAUCAAACCGCAUACACAGAGUUAGAGUCAUAUUCCUAUCCUAUUGGUUUCAAGAUGGAUGCGCCGUACCUUGAACCAAACGUCGCGGAGCCGCAGAAACAGCCUGCCGAGGUUCCAGAAGACACAGCGACCACGGUUCACAAUCACAACAACGGCUACAGCAGCGACUCGCGAGCCCAUUAUUCCUCCUCCUAUACCCCGUUAUACGAUGCCGAUCAACAAUCCCGAUUCAACCAGUCCCCCACAUUGAGUACCUAUCAGCCACAACUCCCGCCGUCGUCGUCGAGACCGAGUUCGGGGUUGUCGAGUGGGGCGGAGCGACAUGGGUAUUCGCAACAAUCUCAGGAUUUGCAGAAACAGUCGUCUCAGGCCGCGUCGAAGAAUAGUGUGGUGAUUAAGGUGGGAAUGGUCGGGGAUGCUCAGAUUGGGAAGACGAGUUUGAUGGUGAAAUAUGUUGAGGGGAGCUGGGAUGAGGAUUAUAUUCAGACUCUAGGUGUCAACUUUAUGGAAAAGACCAUCUCAAUUCGCAACACAGAGAUUACUUUCUCCAUCUGGGAUCUCGGUGGUCAGCGAGAAUUCGUCAACAUGCUUCCGCUCGUGUGCAACGAUGCUGUAGCCAUCCUGUUCAUGUUCGACCUGACACGGAAGAGUACAUUGAAUUCGAUCAAGGAGUGGUACCGGCAGGGCCGUGGGUUUAACAAAACAGCCAUUCCUUUCCUGGUCGGGACAAAGUAUGACCAUUUUGUCAACUUUCCCCGCGAGGACCAGGAGGAGAUUUCUAUUCAGGCCAAACGAUUUGCCAAGGCCAUGAAGGCAAGUUUAAUCUUUAGCAGCACCAGUCACAGUAUCAACGUGCAGAAGAUUUUCAAAAUCGUCCUGUCCAAGGCAUUCGACCUAAAAUGUACAAUUCCCGAGAUCGAGAAUGUGGGCGAGCCGCUGCUUCUGUACAAAAACCUUUGAACGAGGAGAUGGAGUUUGUGUAUAAGGAUGUGUGAUGCUGAUGAUUGCUCAUCCUCUUCCUCGACUGAAGGAUGGCUACGGAAGACCCUAUCAUUAGGAGAUUUCUCGCUGUCUCUUCUUUUCUGCUAUUCUUUAUUUUCUCAGCAUUGGGCUGCGUUUGGGAUUUCUUCGUGUCUUCACUUAUUCCUUUUUUCCCUUCUACUGUAAUUUUCAUUAUUGUUUACUUCCGGGUCGUGGAGAUACUGAACCGGAGUGCUGGACAUUGGAGUUUGGUUUUGAUUCUUUCCCU
Messenger RNA from Aspergillus glaucus CBS 516.65, 1670 nucleotides. RefSeq names its product Spg1/Tem1 GTP-binding protein. NCBI's taxonomy places the organism in Eukaryota, Fungi, Ascomycota, Eurotiomycetes, Eurotiales, Aspergillaceae. Gene Ontology annotation, biological process: regulation of exit from mitosis. Gene Ontology annotation, molecular function: GTP binding; GTPase activity. Gene Ontology annotation, cellular component: spindle pole body. The transcript is spliced from 4 exons. Bases 476 to 1381 code for a protein of 301 amino acids. The record is from RefSeq and is a predicted model, not a curated record.